AUGUCCAGGCAGUCCGCCGUCACUUUUCAGACCAGCAGCUGCAGGGGCUUCAGCACCGGCUUAGCCUCCGGGCGUCCCCGCUUCAGCUCAGCCUCCGUGGCCCGCAGCACAGGGGGGAGCGGAGGGCUGGGAAGAAUCAGUGGUCCAGGGGCCGGCUUUGGAAGCCGCAGCCUCUACAACCUAGGGGGGACCAAGCGGGUCUCGAUUGGUGGGAGUAGCAACAACUUCCGGGGUGGCUUUGGUGGCAGGGCAAGCAGUGGGUUUGGGGUCAGCAGUGGCUUUGGCUAUGGAGGUGGAGUGGGAGGGGGCUAUGGGGCUCCUGGCUUCCCCGUCUGCCCCCCUGGAGGCAUCCAAGAAGUCACCGUCAACCACAGUCUCCUGACUCCCCUCAACCUACAAAUCGACCCCACCAUCCAGCGAGUGCGGAAAGAGGAGCGGGAGCAGAUCAAGACCCUCAACAACAAGUUCGCCUCCUUCAUCGACAAGGUGCGCUUCCUGGAGCAGCAGAACAAGGUCCUGGAGACCAAGUGGAGCCUGCUGCAGGAGCAGGGCACCAAGACCGUGAGGCAGAACCUGGAGCCCUUCUUCGACGCCUACCUCAGUGACCUCCGCCGGCAGCUGGACAGCGUCACCACCGAGAGAGGCAGGCUGGACGCCGAGCUCAGGAACAUGCAGGACGUAGUAGAAGAUUUCAAAGUCAGGUAUGAGGACGAAAUUAACAAGCGCACUGCUUCUGAGAAUGAGUUUGUGGCCCUGAAGAAGGAUGUGGACGCCGCCUACAUGAACAGGGUGGAGCUGGAGGCCAAGGUCAGCUGUCUGACCGACGAGAUCAACUUCUUGCGGAUGCUCUAUGAGGAAGAGCUGUCCCAGAUGCAGACCCAGGUCAGCGACACGUCCGUGGUGCUGUCCAUGGACAACAACCGCAGCCUGGACCUGGACAGCAUCAUCGCUGAGGUCAAAGCCCAGUAUGAAGACAUCGCCAACCGCAGCCGGGCUGAGGCUGAGUCCUGGUACCAGACCAAGUAUGAGGAGCUGCAGGUCACAGCGGGCAGGCAUGGCGAUGAUCUUCGAAACACCAAACAAGAGAUCUCUGAGAUGAACCGGAUAAUCCAGAGGCUGAGAGCCGAGAUUGACAACAUGAAGAAGCAGUGUUCCAGCCUGCAGACGGCCAUUGCUGAUGCGGAACAGCGCGGAGAACUGGCCCUCAAGGACGCACGAGCCAAGCUGGUGGACCUGGAGGAGGCCCUGCAGAAGGCCAAGCAGGACAUGGCCCGGCUGCUUCGGGAGUAUCAGGAGCUGAUGAACGUCAAGCUGGCCCUGGACGUGGAGAUCGCCACCUACCGCAAGCUGCUGGAGGGCGAGGAGUGCAGGCUGAGUGGAGAGGGUGUUUCUCCGGUUAACAUCUCUGUGGUCACCUCCACUGUUUCCAGUGGCUACGGCGGUGGCAGCGGCACUGGAGGUGGAAGUGGCUACUCCUUCACCACCAGCGGUGGGCACAGCUUGGGUGCAGGCCUGGGGGGCCCCGGCUUCAGUGCCAGUAGCAGCCGGGGCCUCGGGGGCAAUGGCUCCAGUGUCAAGUUCGUCUCCACCACGUCCUCCAGCCGGAAGAGCUACAAACACUAA
This is a messenger RNA of Molossus molossus (Pallas's mastiff bat), 1623 nucleotides long. Its product is annotated as keratin, type II cytoskeletal 75. Gene Ontology annotation, molecular function: structural constituent of skin epidermis. Gene Ontology annotation, cellular component: keratin filament. NCBI's taxonomy places the organism in Eukaryota, Metazoa, Chordata, Mammalia, Chiroptera, Molossidae. The transcript is spliced from 9 exons. The coding region runs from base 1 to 1623 and encodes 540 amino acids. The record is from RefSeq and is a predicted model, not a curated record. Gene Ontology annotation, biological process: keratinization; intermediate filament organization.